Molecule: messenger RNA, 960 nt
Organism: Glycine soja
Lineage: Eukaryota; Viridiplantae; Streptophyta; Magnoliopsida; Fabales; Fabaceae
Product: protein SODIUM POTASSIUM ROOT DEFECTIVE 3-like
Exons: 3
Coding region: 176-676 (166 amino acids)
Molecular function (GO): metal ion binding
Source: RefSeq, a predicted model, not a curated record
GCAGUAACCUAUUGUUAGCUUAUGACAGCAUGUGUGUCACUUUCUGCUAUUCUCUCCAAGUCAGAAAGCCAGCAUUAGCGUUGCAAUAGUAUAAUAUUUGCACGCCAACCCCAUCUUUUGUUGCCUUCAAAACUUCCACAGUUUCCACUCUUCAUUUGUGUUGUAGUAACUUGUGAUGAGCCUGAAAAGCAGUGAAAGGAAAAUUAUGAGAAGGGGUUUCAUGUGUCGCUCUCAGGCUUCAACAGCUGUGUGCAUGAGUACUCGUGACCCUCGAUCUGUAGUUGUGCCUAAGAAGCUUGAAAGAAGAGUGUUUCUUGAUGAUACAAGGUUGAUCAACUAUGCCAAGUACUCCAAACUUGUUGAACCUCCAAGGUCUAAUCCAGUUCCAAAGAUCAAGCUUAGAGGGCAGGAUCAGGUUCAAGCCAAUGAACCAAGGGAACUUCUGAAAACACAGACAGAUAAUAAUGUCUUUCAGGUGGUUGUGAUGCGGGUUGCAAUUCAUUGUCAAGGAUGUGCUGGAAAGGUGAAAAAACAUCUGUCUAAGAUGGAAGGAGUUACAUCAUUCAGUAUAGAUGUAGAAUCUAAGAGGGUGACAGUGAUGGGGCACAUUUCACCAGUAGAAGUCCUUGAGAGUAUUUCAAAGGUGAAAAGAGCAGAGUUCUGGACUGCUUGUUAAAGCACUUCAGAGUACCUUAAAAGGGAAGCACAGAAGAUGCAGAACUAGAGUCAAAAAGUUAGAAAAUUACCUCAGCCAUCUCAUUUGUUAACAUCUUUUAUAUGGUGGUGGACCUGGUGGUCCUCAACACAAUAAAAUUAGGGAAGGGGGUGGGUAGAAAUCUGCUCAAGUGACUUGAUUCUGGUGGUGAUGUUCAAUGACAAUUUAAUGGUAUCUACCCCCCAUUUCCACUUUGCAGUUUUCUUUCUUUUAUGGCAUUCUAAUUAUAGUUGCAAUGCUUAAAA